UAAAGAGGUCGCGGGCGCACGCGCAGUUGGAAGCAGGUUCCUGGGUUAAGUGGCGGUGUGGGUGAGUUGGAUCCCGGUGAAGUCCCGUGGUUCCUCCGGUUUCCCACAUCGCCGCUGCCGCCUAGUUCUGCCCUCACCAUGUUCCUCACCCGGUCUGAGUACGACAGAGGUGUGAAUACUUUUUCUCCUGAAGGAAGAUUAUUCCAAGUGGAAUAUGCCAUUGAGGCCAUCAAGCUUGGUUCUACAGCUAUUGGUAUCCAGACAGCAGAGGGUGUUUGCCUGGCCGUGGAGAAGAGAAUUACCUCCCCACUUAUGGAGCCCAGCAGCAUUGAGAAAAUUGUAGAGAUUGAUGCUCACAUAGGUUGUGCCAUGAGUGGGCUUAUUGCUGAUGCUAAGACUUUAAUUGAUAAAGCCAGAGUGGAGACACAGAACCAUUGGUUCACUUACAACGAGACAAUGACAGUGGAGAGUGUGACCCAGGCUGUAUCAAAUUUGGCUCUACAGUUUGGAGAAGAAGAUGCAGAUCCAGGUGCCAUGUCUCGUCCCUUUGGAGUAGCACUGUUAUUUGGGGGAGUUGAUGAAAAAGGACCCCAGCUGUUUCACAUGGACCCAUCUGGAACCUUUGUACAGUGUGAUGCUCGAGCAAUUGGCUCUGCCUCAGAGGGGGCCCAGAGCUCCUUGCAGGAAGUUUACCACAAGUCAAUGACACUGAAAGAAGCAAUCAAAUCUUCACUCAUCAUCCUCAAACAAGUCAUGGAGGAGAAGCUGAAUGCAACUAACAUAGAGCUAGCCACGGUGCAGCCUGGCCAGAAUUUCCACAUGUUCACAAAGGAAGAGCUUGAAGAGGUUAUCAAGGACAUUUAAGGAAGUGUGAGCCUCACAACUUUCCAGGGACAAUUUCAGUUCUCCCGAUUGCCCUUAAAUUUUAUUUCCAGCUCCUAUUCCUUGGAAAAUCUCCAGUCUAUGUGCUUUUUUUUUUUUUUUUAAAUGAUGUCUGUACAUAAAGACAGUUCUGAAAUAAAGAAAUUUUAAGAUAUUUAGUAGACUGUUCUUUUAAAAUGCAGUCUUGUCUUGAAAUGCUUAUGUUAGUGGGCAAAAAAGAUAGUGAUAUUAAUGUCUGUUAAUACCUUAUUAAAGCUCCUGUUCUAAAAUUCUUUCAGUGGUCCUUAGAACAGCCAGUUCCAGCAGUGGACCCCUUGGUCUUGGUAAAUUAUCUCAAACUCAUCCAGCUCUUCUUGGUGGUUAGAUCAUGGUAAUACCACUGUAAGUCUACUUCAGUCCUGGGGUUUCUCUUAAGUAAAUAGGUAUUUUGCUGCUGUCCUUAAGGAAUAAGAUGAUAUUCACUGAUCAUCAAGGGCAUGAUCUGAGGCCCUCCUCAAAACAUUGACAGAUUGGAAUAAGCCACUUAGAGUGUUGUACUUACUAGUUCUUGUGUCUGAAUGAACAAUUUGGGAAGAGAUUUUCCUUUUUAUGAAGUUAAGGACUAUAGAAAAUCCACAAUCAGGGCCUCACUGGCAGUCGGCUACAAAUCUCAACCAAAUCAGUAAGAGAAUUGUAGAAUUCAGAAGCAGUUUACGUUAGACUGUUGGGAUGUGUUGUGACAUCUCCCAUUAGAGCUGCCAUGAUAUGGCUUGUUGAGAGUGUUAAAGAAUUUAACAAUUUCAGCCUCAAAAACAACCACAGAAAGUAGCUGUCAUUAUCUCUAAAUAGAGGAAUCUAAGGCUGUGGACACAGAAAUUAAGCUGUUGGGCCUUGAAUUCAGAUUUUGUGGUUUCAGAACACCUGCUUGUGUAUUAAUAUGGAAAUAUUAUGGAGAUUUGAGAUGUACUUGAGCUAAUUCAUGGAUGAUAUAGAAUUGAUUAAUUCAUAAAUGAGAGUUGAUUUACUAAUGAGGACGCCAGAACCACUUGCUGGGCUCCAUGUGUGGUCUUUAUUAGAAAGUGUACUCUGUGAUGUUUAAAUUGUGACUGUUUGAGUAGGCUGAAUUCAUACUAAGUUCAUCCUGUAAUUAAAGCAAAAAAUAAUGUGCUUAUAUGCAUUUGGAAACUGCAAUGACAGGAAGCAUUUGAAAGAAAGAAAUUGCACUAGAUGCACACAAGGACAGUAGGGUAUUAGAGUGUAUUGGCACCAUGUUCCAGAGAAGUCUGGUGAUUUUAUCCCUCUUAACAUUUUAUUAAGUCCUACUAGAGAAUAGCAUUGAAAAAUCCUGUCAGCUCCAGUUGAUUCCUUAAACAAAUUCAUUGAGCACCUAUCACCUAUAUACCAAACAGUGUAUUAAGCAGAGCUGUGAAAAUGCUAAGUACACUCUGCUCCUAGUGAAACUCACUGCUGGGAGGGGGAACCAGGAAGUAAACGAUAUUCCCUCUGACACUGUAGGUAGUACAGAAGAGGGCAAAGCACAUGGUGCUCCAGGAAGAGGAACUGUGUCUGGGCCACGUAUAUCAUUUUAGGGGAAAAAAUGCAUCUCCAGUUUAUGUGGUUUCCCUUCUGCCUGGACAAUGUGCAUUUCUGCCUGUUAAAAUGGUAAAUUUCAUGCCCUUAAUACUUAAUAAUGUACAUUCUCCAAAGAGAGCUUUGGUUUUGUGUUGAAUAUUAAAACAAGUUUCUUGUGCAGAAAUGAUUGAAGGAGAGGGUUUUAUGAUGUGUCAUCGCUCUCUAUUCAUCUUUGUGCCAUUGGAUGUAGUUCUGGAGAAAAAGGUAGGUUUUAGUAAUAAGGUAAAUUUGCAUAUUUUAGCCCUACACAGUAUGACCUUGUGUGCAGUUUUUCACAAAGGAGAACUGACUGCAACAUUUAUACCUAGUGCCUGUGUCAUAAGACAAAAGUGAGGGGCCGGCACCAUGGCUCACUUAAUCCUCUGCCUGUGGCACCGGCAUCCCGUAUGGGUGCUGGGUUCUAGUCCAGGUUGUUCCUCUUCCAGUCCAGCUCUUUGCUGUGGCCCUGGAAGGCAGUGGAGGAUGGACAAAGUGCUUGGGUCCCUGCACCCACGUGGGAGACCAGGAGAAGCACCUGGCUCCUGGCUUUGGAUCAACGCGCGCCAGCCGUAGUGGCCAUUUGGGGAGUGAACCAGCGGAAGGAAGACCUUUCUUUCUCUCUCUCACUGUCUAGAACUCUGUCGAAUAAAUAAAAAAAAUUAAAAAGACAAAAGUGAAAUACUAAAUAUUCACCCAAACAUUUUCGCAGGGCCACAUGCAAACUAACACCAUGUCCCCAGCAACCGUUAGAGUUUUAGGAAAUACAGUAAGCGUAGAUUAAGUAAAUGCAACAUAUCAAAAAUAAAGGUAAACAACCCAGUUGAGAUAGGCAAAGGAAAUAAACAGAUUUUUCAAAAGAGGAAAUCCAAAUGGCCAACAGACAAUUGAAACAAUGUUCAGGAGCACUAGCUGUCAGGGAAAUGCAAAUCAAAAUCACAAUGCAGUUUCACCUCACCCCAGUUAGAAUGGCUGUCAUACAGAAAUCAAUAAGUGCUGGGGGCCAGCACUGGUGUAGUGGGUAAAGCCACCGCCUGCAGCGCUGGCAUCCCAUCUGGGUGCUGGUUUGAGUCCUGGCUGCUCCACUUCCCAUCCUGCUCUCUGUUAUGGCCUGGGGAAGCAGUAGGAGAUGAUGGCCCAAGCCCUUGGGCCUCUGCACCUGCAUGGGAGACCCAGAGGAAGAUCUUGGCUCCUGGCUUCAGAUCGGCACAGCUCAGGUCUUUGAGGCCAACUGGGGAGUGAACCAGCAAAUGGGAGACCUCUCUCUGCCUCUCCUCUUCGCUCUGUGUAACUCUGACUUUUAAGUUAAAUAAAUAAAUCUUUGUAAAAAAAAAAAAAUGCUGGCAAGGAUGUGGGGAAAAAAGUUACCCUAAUACACUGUUGGUGGGAAUGUAAACUGAUAAAACCACUAAGGAAGACAGAAUGGAGGUAACCUCAGAAAUCUGAAUAUAGACCUAUCAUAUGACUCAGCCAUCCCACUCCUGGGAAUUUACCCGAGGGGAAUGAAAUCAGUAAACAAAAGAGUUAUCUGCACCUCAUGUUUAUUGCAGCUCAAUUCACUAUAGCUAAGACAUGGAAUCAACCUAAAUGCCUGUCAACCAAAGACUAGAUAAAUUAUGGGAUAUGUACACUAUAGAAUACUACACAGAAGUAAAAAAAAAAAAAUGAAAUCAUCAUUUGCAACAAAAUGGAUCAAUCUAGAAAACACCCUGCUGAGUGGAUUAAGCCAGUCCCAAAGGGACAAAUACCAUAUGUUCUCCCUGAAAAGUGACAACUAACUGAGCACCUACAAGCAAAUCUGUAGAAGUGAAAAUGACACUUCAAGAAGGGAUGAUUUGAGCUGCCCUUCUCUUGACUGUUGAGGAACAGGUUUUUUUUUGUUUUUUUUUGGGGGGGGUUCUUCAUACUAUUUGUUGAACUGUUAAAGUUAAUCGUGUAUAAAGUCAAUUGAAAAUAGAUCUCAGUAAAAAAUGGGAAUAUGGGAAGUUUGUAACUGUAAAGCUGUAUAGUUCUGCGUACAUUCCUAUGGACUUCUAAGUUUAAAAACUUGCCACAGGACCCCCAAAUCCCAUUAGGCUUGGUGGUAAAAAUGUCAUCUUAAGUGUUAAAGUGAACAUAUAGAUACGAUUAAGUGUUAAAGUGAUCAUAUAAAUAGGAUCAAGUGUCUGGUGAUAAUAGAAUUUAAAAGGAGAGAAUAUUCCAACAUGGGAAGCAGUCCACACAGUAGACUUAGAAUGACAACUGCUUUAAGUAACAUUCUUGACCUCAGAAUCAGCCCUUAAGGCUUCCUGGUCUGGCUGAAAAGCCUGUGAGAGCAUUUCAUGCAUGAAAAGCCAAGACACUGUGGCAAAAAAUGUUCUACAUGAAGGAUCUCUGAGAUCCCAGCAGAAAGAAGUGGCCUUCAAAGAAGGAUGUUCUUUUCUCUAAAGGGAGGAAAGAACUUAACUUUGUUUACAGCCUUGUUCAAAUACUGACAGAGUUUGUGGAUUCAAAAGGCUUCCAUAGCCUAAGCAGUUCAUGUCAAAAGCCUCGGAUGCUGGGGCCGGCACUGCGGCACUGCGGCACAGUGGGUUAAAGCCCUGGCCUGAAGCACUGGCAUCCCAUAUGGGCGCCGAUUCUAGUCCCGGCUGCUCCUCCUCUGAUUCAGCUCUCUGCUAUGGCCUGGGAAAGCAGUAGAAGAUGGCCCAAGUCCUUGGGCCCCUGCACCCAUGUGGGAGACCUAGAGGAAGCUCCUGGCUCCUGGCUCUGGAUUGGCACAGCUCUGGCUGAUGCAGCCAUUUGGGGAGUAAACCAGUGGAUGGAAGACCUCUCUCUCUGUCUCUACCCCCUCUCUGUAACUCUGUCUUUAAAAUAAACAAAAUAAAUCUUAAAAAAAAAAAA
Messenger RNA from Oryctolagus cuniculus (rabbit), 5349 nucleotides. RefSeq names its product proteasome 20S subunit alpha 5 (gene PSMA5). Gene Ontology annotation, cellular component: proteasome core complex; proteasome core complex, alpha-subunit complex. The record is from RefSeq and is a predicted model, not a curated record. Gene Ontology annotation, biological process: proteasome-mediated ubiquitin-dependent protein catabolic process. Lineage: Eukaryota; Metazoa; Chordata; Mammalia; Lagomorpha; Leporidae.